Trichogramma pretiosum is the source of this 683-nucleotide messenger RNA. RefSeq names its product thioredoxin, mitochondrial. The transcript has a single exon. NCBI's taxonomy places the organism in Eukaryota, Metazoa, Arthropoda, Insecta, Hymenoptera, Trichogrammatidae. Bases 11 to 427 code for a protein of 138 amino acids. Gene Ontology annotation, biological process: cell redox homeostasis. The record is from RefSeq and is a predicted model, not a curated record. Gene Ontology annotation, cellular component: mitochondrion.
AAUUGUCAAGAUGUUUACAACCGUAAGAAGGUUGACCAGUGUUUCUUUUCGAACAAUUACAACUCUUAGUUGUAAAAAUAAAAUGUUCGAAAUUGCAGAUAAUACAGAUUUUGUGAAUAAAGUAAUGAACAGUUCAGUCCCUGUUAUAGUCAAUUUUCAUGCUGAAUGGUGUGAUCCUUGUAAGAUAUUAACUCCAAAGUUAGAAGAACUAGUUGGACCAAUGGAAGAUUUAAAUCUAGCUACUGUCAAAAUCGAAGAUAAUCCAGAAUUAGUCCAUACUUUUGAAGUUAAAGCAGUACCUGCUGUCAUUGCAGUUGCCAAUGGAUUAGUUGUAGACAAAUUUAUUGGCCUUGUAGAUGCUAACAUGAUUGAAAAUUUAAUUAAGAAAUUAACAGCAUCAAGAAAGCCACCAGAUGAUAAAGAAUAGUAAAAUAGACAAAAUAAUGAAAUUAUUUAUACAUGUUUGUAAAAUUUUUAACAAGCAUUUAAGAUCAUGAUAUAUAUUAAUAUUUCAAAUUUUGCAUAGAUUUUCAAAGACAAAUACUAAAACUCUACUUAAAUAAAUUUAUUAGUAUUUAUUUUGCGUCAAUAAGUGUUUAAUAUGGUCAAUUAAAUAUUGUAAAUACAUUUUAAUUUUUGAAUAAUUUUAUGUAACUUACCUGUUUUUUUUUUUAUUUAAAUUU